Messenger RNA from Alternaria alternata, 1002 nucleotides. RefSeq names its product family 10 glycosyl hydrolase. Gene Ontology annotation, biological process: carbohydrate metabolic process. The transcript is spliced from 3 exons. The record is from RefSeq and is a predicted model, not a curated record. Lineage: Eukaryota; Fungi; Ascomycota; Dothideomycetes; Pleosporales; Pleosporaceae. Gene Ontology annotation, molecular function: hydrolase activity, hydrolyzing O-glycosyl compounds. The coding region runs from base 1 to 1002 and encodes 333 amino acids.
AUGCUGGCUGUAGCUAGUCCACUGAACCGGAGAGCGGCUCCGAGACCAGAGGGCAGCAUUGAUGUGCUCUUCAGAGAGGUCGGCAAAAUUUACUUCGGCACGGCUACUGAGUUUGCUCGACUAUCUGAAGGAGAGAAUCAAGGCAUCAUCAGCGCCGAUUUUGGCCAAGUAACACCAGAAUACACAAUGAAAUGGGCCGAGACUCAACCAGAACGCAACGUUAUGACUCUGGACAAGGCGGACAAUCUUGUCAAAUGGGCUGUAGCGAACCAGAAGAGUAUCCGCGGCCACACACUGCUGUGGUGGGACUCGAUUCCAGACUAUGUGAGAGCCAUAAAAGAUAAACAAGGGAUGAGGGACGCGAUCACAGACCAUGUGACGAGGUUGGUAGGGCGUGACGGCUGGAAGGGCAAGAUCCGAGCGUGGGAUGUGGUCAACGAGGCGAUUGAGGGAGACCAUAUGCGCAGCAAUCCGUUCUACGAUGUCUUGGGAGAUGAGUACAUCAAAGUCGCCUUCGAAGCUGCUCGCGCUGCCGAUCCGGACGCUAAAUUGUACAUCAACGAUUAUAAUCUAGAGGAUGCGACGUACGCAGAACACAAGUUCAUGGUCGCUAAAGUGAAUGAGUGGAAUGGCAAAUGGCAGGCUGGUGGAAGACCUUUGAUCGAUGGAAUCGGAUCCCAGACACACCUUGACGCAGGUCAUGCUUCUGCUGUGGAAGGCGCGCUGAGAUCCUUAGCCGCGGCUAACGUUGCUGAAGUCGCAAUCACCGAGCUGGAUAUUCAAGGAGCUAACCCGCAAGAAUACCGGGAUGUCGUCAAAUACUGUUAUUGGGUACCUCACUGCGUCGGCGUAACUACAUGGGGUGUCCGUGACAACGAGGCCUCGGGCAAGAACACCCCCGAUGAGACACCUCUUCUUUUCGAUUCGAAUUGGGCCGCAAAGGAUGCCUAUUUCGCAAUCCGAGACUACCUCGCAGAUCUACCUAAAGUAGACCGUAACUGA